AUGAUUACUGCAGGAGAGCCCCAGGAAUUUAUUCCAUUAGGAAGAGACCACCUGAAAAUUCACCCUGGGGAUGUACACCUGCCAACUCAACAUGUUCCUACUACACCUGCAGCCAGUAGCCAAAAUCUCACCAGGGAUUUACUUAAAGCUCUGCGAGGAGUAUCAUUAAAAGAUCAAUCAAAGGAACAGUGGUUUUUGAGAGGAAAUCCUGAUGAUGACGGAGAGGAAGAAUUUUAUAAUGGUAAAACAGUUGUAUGGAGUAAAGGCAAUGGUCAUGGAGUUCGAAAAGUUCAUAAGUCAUUUACGGUGGAGAAUAUUAUACAACAGGUUUUAUGGACAGAAUUUAGAAUUCGUAGCUGCAAGCCAAGAAUAACUGAUGCUGUAAUAGAAAUGGAAGACCCUGAGCAUGAAGUGCUUUCUGGAGUUUGUAUGGAAGGUUCAACAUUAUCUGUAUUUUAGAGUGGUGAAGAUUUCAUUGUCUCCACUCCGUUUCAGGUUCUUAGGGCUUGGUCUUCUAAACAUGGAAUUAUAUUUGAACGCAAUACUACACCUGAUGGAAAUUUUAACCAGUCAAAAUUAAGCAAGCCAGACAAUUUGCCAGUAAUUUUUAGCAUGAUGCAUCCUCUUGAUGACAUUGCUCCUGUCAUAGGAAGAAAUAUUGUUUCAGGUUCAGUAAAACAAAUUAGCUAUUUCUGUGAUCCUUCAGAUGAAAUUGUAUUCUGUACGCCUUCACCUUCCCUUAUUAUGACAUACAACAAGGCUGGAUACCAUUCAGUAUGGAGAGUUCGUACAACAACAUUUCAGGAGGCAGAAUAUGCUUGUACAAAAUUAGAAAUGGAUUCAACUAACCAUACUCGAACGCCAGUAACAAAAGAAUCAUCUUUGUUAUCAAGUACAAUGGUCUCUCAUACUCCAACAAUGACCAUUAGCACUCCUUUUCACAGCUAUCCUUCCAGCCGCACAGCUUCUCCAUCUGUGAUACAGUCUCGUUCUUCAAAUACAUCAGCAUCUAGUCUUACACAUAUGGCUACUUUAAGCCGAUCUCAUCCCCCAUCUUUGAAUAGUAGUAUAACUCAUCCACAAAGUUUUACACCUCAUCGAGCUUUGAAUUUCCAAAUUCCUGCAUCACCUGGGAGUUGUAGUGGAGUCUGUAAAUUUAUGGAACCUUUAGCACCAGAUAUAUGCUUUGAUCACGAAUGGUCAGAGAGCAAGAGUUCAAGUCAUUCUGAAAAAGCUUCAAAAGCCUUUUUGUCAAUGGACAUAACAGGACAUAACUUCCUUUGCUACUUUCUGAAGCAACAACAAUCUUUACAGUUAGUAAAAUUUGAAGAAACAAAUGAUGACAGCCAAUGGAUCUUUGGAACAAUUAGUUACAUACCAGCACUUGAUGCUGAACCUAUCCCUGAUUUGAAUCUCAUUCUUACUGUGGAUGCUAACUAUACAUUAUCAUUAUAUACUGGUCUCACAAAGAUUUCUAAAGUUCAUGUUGCUGAUAUUUUUGGUCCAAACUGUGAUGUUCCACCUUCUCAAAAUUACAUUCCACCCACAUGUUUUGCAACCCCUAGAAGAAAUAGUCUUGUUUCUUCAACCCGACCCCCUAGUGCUCUUAGUACCAGAUUUGGAGAUGAAGUUCAAAUGUUAUCACCAGUACCUUCAGUUGCAGAAAAUCCUUCAUCUAAAACUGUUUUGAGUGAUGAAUUGUCAUUCCUUCAUGUGGGCCCUGUUAGAAGUGUUCGAGAUGCUGUCAAGAAUCGAGUGACAUUAGAAACAUCAGUAGGUUAUUAUAGGUUACAAAUACCUGAAGUUGCGACUUCAAAAAUUGUUUUGAAAUGCCUUCAAGCCUUAAAGCAUGUCUUGCCCAGGGAUAUCUAUACACAAGUGUUUGUGAAAUGGUAUUCUCAAAGGAAUGCUCCUGGUCCUUGCGAUAUGAAUUCAGAGCUGGAAUUGAAUUCCUUUCUAAUGUGCUUGCUAAACACCAUAGGUUUUGAUGUGGAAGGAAUUGUCCUUGGCAGUUUUAUGAAAGAAAAUACAGCAGCACCUCAAGUGAAAAAACAAAAGACGCAUGAAGGAGGGUGUGAUGAUGAUUGGUCGCAUGUAUUGUCAAGUAAUUUGCACAGGCAAAUGUUGGAUUUGAAACUCAUAAGUAGUAGUUGCAGCAAUGGGUCUGUUACUUCUGACAACUCUCCAAGUUUCAAUGUAUCUGCAGUUCUUUUCCCAUACAUAGCCCAUCUACUUUUUGCUCUUCAUUUAGUGUAUGAGGAUUGCAAAUUGGAUGUACUAUUGUGGAAUGAUCUUGCUCAGCUAUGCAGCUUUCUUUGUGAGUUAGCCAGAGAACUUAGAGAAUAUAGAUUUUUGGAUCUUUACUGGAAGGAUUUUCCAAAUCUCUUUUGUUCUUUAAGCAAGAAGCCUGCUCUACCUGAAG
This is a messenger RNA of Uloborus diversus, 2422 nucleotides long. RefSeq names its product anaphase-promoting complex subunit 1-like. Gene Ontology annotation, biological process: metaphase/anaphase transition of mitotic cell cycle; protein K11-linked ubiquitination; anaphase-promoting complex-dependent catabolic process. Gene Ontology annotation, molecular function: molecular adaptor activity. The record is from RefSeq and is a predicted model, not a curated record. NCBI's taxonomy places the organism in Eukaryota, Metazoa, Arthropoda, Arachnida, Araneae, Uloboridae. Gene Ontology annotation, cellular component: anaphase-promoting complex.